Messenger RNA from Orbicella faveolata, 735 nucleotides. RefSeq lists its product as uncharacterized. NCBI's taxonomy places the organism in Eukaryota, Metazoa, Cnidaria, Anthozoa, Scleractinia, Merulinidae. Gene Ontology annotation, cellular component: cilium; microtubule. Gene Ontology annotation, molecular function: microtubule binding. Gene Ontology annotation, biological process: cilium assembly. The record is from RefSeq and is a predicted model, not a curated record.
AGUAUAUUUUAUUGCCUAAGUUCAAAGAGUACAGGCUAUAAUUGACUGAAUUUCUGAAAUUACAUGUAUAGAGCAAGCAAGACUUAAAAUUCACCCUACAUUAACAACUGAAGUGGCUGGUGGUUUUUUGGAGGUCUCCUCACUGCCUUUUGUUGAUUAUUGUUAUUUUUUCUAUUCACGAUGUGGCAAAUAAAAAGGUGAUGAUGAUGUUGAGUUUUGAACAGUUUACAGACUGAGGUUCUUUUUUAAAUACAGUAAUUUUCCAAUGUGCUGUGCUUUUAAAAACUGUGAUUUUCACAAUUAUGCAAGCCAAAUUGACAAGCAAAAAUGUUUAUAAUGAUGUAAACGGAUUUUCUCUGAGUCAUUUAACCUAAACCUAAUUUAUUUCAGGACAUUUCAUCCAAGAAUGAUGCAAAUAUGACAUCAGUUUCAGCAUUUGAUCUCAGGUCCAAACAUGCAAUACCGACAACUUCACAGAGCAGUAACACACAUGAUGUCAUCACAACUACCCCUGUAGCCAUGAGAAGUUCAUUUGCUGUUGGGGCUCCAGGAGUUGUAAAAUAUGAAACUUACCAGUCUAAACUUGAUGAAAAGAAAAAAUGGCUGCAAGAUCUUGAACAACAGAUAAAAGAAAAGAAAGAAAGAGAGGCUCAAGAGAAAAUGCAGCAAUUACAAAAGGUAUCUAUAGAUGUUUCUUUUAGCGUGUGGAUUAAUUCAUGUUAUAUCAUUCAGUAG